Aspergillus alliaceus is the source of this 1947-nucleotide messenger RNA. RefSeq lists its product as uncharacterized. Lineage: Eukaryota; Fungi; Ascomycota; Eurotiomycetes; Eurotiales; Aspergillaceae. The coding region runs from base 1 to 1947 and encodes 648 amino acids. The record is from RefSeq and is a predicted model, not a curated record. The transcript is spliced from 5 exons.
AUGGGGGAGGAGGGUGCUAAGGACUCUGGGCCAGGAACAAAGUCCGAUGUCAACUUCCAAGAUCUGGAUGGUACCAGUCCUGCGGGCCAACACACACCUCAGCUUGCUAGUAAUCAUGCGAGCAAGGGGGCCGGACCAUCCAGGAACAACCAAUCCUUCAGGUCUAGUCCGCAGGCCCCCCAGUCCAGAAACUUCGAGUUUGUCCUAGUUACGGAUAACGAGUCCCGGCGUCAGGUACGCCGUCAUGCUAUGCGCCAGUAUAUGCAUCAGCGACGCUUGGACAGCAUUGCUCGCCUAGGGGCAUCUCGUAUACCUGUUGGCGGCUGGACCACCCGCCCUCCCUCCGAUUCUCAUGCUUCGGACACUUCUUCACGCGUAGAAGAAGUCCAGGAGGAAGAGCCUGCCAAUCUCAAAGCAGAGUCUCCGCCUAAAACUGAGGAACAACCUACCCCAGCGCAUUCUAGAAGACCCUCACGGUUGUUAAUACCCAAAUUACACAAAGUUAAACGCGAGGAGGAGACGUCUCCCCCAGUUACUGCGUACAAACCGUCUGACCCUCGAGCUUCUCCCGGGGAAGGAGGCAAGAUAGAUCCCUUUAGCUCUUAUCCCAUCUCCGUGGGCCGCGUGGACCAUGAAUUAAUACAGCAUUUUGUGGUAACUUAUCCUUCCAUGAUGUACAAAUUUGCGGAGUCCAUUGCGAACAAUCCAAUGAUGGAGAUAUUCCGGCAAUUCGCACUACACGACGAACUUCCUUUUCAAGCCAUGCUCGCUAUCGCCUCGAAGCAUCGCGCAGGCGUAGAUGGCAGGGUAGAAUCUGUUCAGAGCCUCACUCACAAAAUGCGAGCGCUGCGACUGAUGAAUGAGCGCAUCCAAUCAGACUCGAAGGGCCAGCAUGAUGGUACUAUCUACGCCGUGGCCACUAUGGCCGUUAUUGAGAAAUGGUCAAAGGAUGCUUCAAUAGAACGGAUGCACUUUAAGGGGCUGGCAUCGAUGGUUAGAAAUCGAGGGGGCAUGCACGGCAUGCGGGCCUCAAGCCCUUUCCUGGAGAAAGUCUUAUACUGGGUUGACUUCAGUUGCGCCCCAAAGGCGAUAUAUGGCACAUCACUACCUUGGUCCGGUAAUGUACCAGACGUUUCACCCGUUGGACUCGACUUUAUCGACCCUGAAAUUCACCUUGCCAUUCCUCAUCAUUCACCUCAUCAUUUCGCUGCGGAAGAAGGUGCAGAGAGUCUCUGCGACCAACUCCGAGCAUGUGAGGAUUUCUUGAGGUUUUUUCGCCGUCUUCAUGAGCUGGAAUACACUGCACUUGAAUCUCCUUCUAUCGUGGUAUCUGAAAAUACUCGUCAACAAAGCAAGCGCUUCGGUCCCGGCACACAGUUAUAUUCGAUUCUCACCAUGCUCCCAGAUUACGACCAUGGGAUCCGGGAUGUAAGGUUCAUUGACGAAUUCACAUGCAUGACAUGUCUCUUCUUCCUCGCUACCGCAUUGUACGACUGUUAUUUAAACUCCUCCAAUUUUGACCGGUACCUUGACUGGCUCGGCCUGGAGAUAAAAAAGCUUAACCCGUAUACGAACCCUAGCAUUACCUCCGUGCUCUGGUUUUUCCUAAACAACGGUGGCUAUCCAACAGGCCAUGCUAGCGAUGCAGGAGAGAGAUGCUGGGUCGUCUCCCGAAUGAUUCGCAUUGCCAAACGCCUCGAAUGGAAAUGCAACGGGACCAUCUGGGACCGUCUCCGGCAGGUUCUGAUAGACUUCAUACUAACACAACAAGAAUGUGCCCUUGGGACAGAUCAAGUCACCGAAGAAGCCCUAGUGGCCCGACAGCAGAAACGCCGGCGAUCGGCCGGAUAUCUCUGGAACGAGGACGAAAUGCGCGGAUAUAUUCUGGAUAUUAAUCUCGCAUCUUUCACGCCAUAUUCAGAUACAAAUGUACCCGUUCUUACAUGA